This is a messenger RNA of Solea solea (common sole), 2730 nucleotides long. RefSeq lists its product as uncharacterized. Lineage: Eukaryota; Metazoa; Chordata; Actinopteri; Pleuronectiformes; Soleidae. Bases 116 to 2140 code for a protein of 674 amino acids. The transcript has 10 exons. The record is from RefSeq and is a predicted model, not a curated record.
UUCUUUGCGGAGGUAACGAGAGGGACGGGGGCGCUUUAUAAAGAUCAACUCCGUGCAUUUGGCCCUCUCUUUCUUUCAUUACAUUCUGUCGUUUUAGUCACCAACUCGCUCCAAGAUGCCCAGCAAGAGGAAGAGGAACAAGCGUCGCAUGAGGAGGGUGCAAGCCCUGAAGAAAACCAUUGAAGAGCAGCAUGAAGCCACUCGAUCAGUCAAAGCAAGCCCAGGGAUUGCAGUAAGUGUGCCCCCUGCAGCAACUCCAAAGAAAGCUGCUAAAGCUCCAGCACCAGCUCCAGCUCCAGAAAAGAUCCCGGAGACUGUUGCCAUCGUGGAGGUGCCCAAAGUUGAAACAAAACCAGCUGUGACAGAACCUGUAGCAGAGCCCAUCCUGGUCAAAGCAGAAGCACCAGAGCCAGAGGCUGUGGUGUUGGAACAGACUGUAGCAGAUGUUGUCGAGGUUGAAGUCCCAGCACCAGUCAUUGCAGAAGAGCCAGUUGUCACUAAAGAAGAACCAGUCAUCAGUCCAGAAGAACCAGUUGUCACCAAAGAAGAACCAGUUGUCAUCAAAGAAGAACCAGUUGUCACCAAAGAAGAACCAGUCAUCAGUCCAGAAGAACCAGUCAUCACCAAAGAAGAACCAGUUGUCACCAAAGAAGAACCAGUCAUCAGUCCAGAAGAACCAGUUGUCACCAAAGAAGAACCAGUUGUCACCAAAGAAGAACCAGUUGUCAUUAAAGAAGAACCAGUUGUCACCAAAGAAGAACCAGUUGUCAUUAAAGAAGAACCAAUUGUCACCAAAGAAGAACCAGUUGUCACCAAAGAAGAACCAGUUGUCAUUAAAGAAGAACCAGUUGUCAGAACAGAACCAGAACAGAAUGCCCCUGUCAUUGCUGCUGCUGCAGUUCAAGAGGUCAUUCCUGAAACAGAAGCAUUGACUGAGGUCCAGUCUGUUGAUGCUCCAGUCUUAACCACAGAAGCUGAACAGACGCAUGAUGUCUGUGAGCCAGAGACUAAAAUGGAGGCUGAGGUGUUGGCGGACGAAGACGCAGUCACUACAGUGAAGGUGGAAGUGACAGAAGAUAACGCUACAUUAGAGCCUGGAACUGAAGCCAUGGAAGAACCCAUGGUGGAAGUACACGCCUGUGACCAGGAGUCAGCUGAAGCACAAGCUGCUGCACAAACAGAGGAGAAGGUGGAGACGACAGAGGAGAAGGUGGAGGUGGCAGUGGAAGAGGUGGAGACGUCAGAGGAGAAGGUGGAGACGACAGAGGAGAAGGUGGAGGUGGCAGUGGAAGAGGUGGAGACGUCGGAGGAGAAGGUGGAGACAACAGAGAAGGUGGAGGGGGCAGUGGAAGAGGUGGAGACGUCGGAGGAGAAGGUGGUGGUGACAGAGGAGAAGGUGGAGGUGGCAGUGGAAGAGGUGGAGACGUUGAAGGAGAAGGUGGAGACGACAGAGGAGAAGGUGGAGACAACAGAGAAGGUGGAGGUGGCAGUGGAAGAGGUGGAGACGUCGGAGGAGAAGGUGGCAGAGGAGGAGAUGGAGAUUCUUGAGCCAGAACAGCAGACUGAAGCUGUCAUCAGUCCUGAGGAAGAGGAUAAAGUAGAAGUGCUGGAUGAAGGUGUACUUGAAGUCGUGGCAGAGCCCGUGACAAUCACAGAGGUGUUGACCACUGUCACUGAGGUUCCUGUUACAACUGAAACUCAAGUAACUGAAGUCAUAGAGGAAAUAACUGAGGUGCCUGCCAUCACAGAAGCUGCUGACACGAUGAUUGAUGACUUUGUCGUCACAGACAGUGUUGCAGCAGUGACAGAUGCCAUUGCAGAGUCAGCUGCUGUACAGCAGGAAACUCCAGUAAUCAUUGACACCACCAGCAUCCAAAUAGAAUCUGCAGUGACUCCUGCUGAGCCUAAACCGGAACCAGAACCUGAGCCUGCUCCUGUACCUGUCAAAGAAAUGAUCAUGGACGUCACCCCUGAGCCGACAUGUGUGGAUUUGCUUUCAGACAAUAUCAAGGCAGAAAUCUGUGACAUGCCCUGCCAGAUGCAGCAUGUAAUGGAAUCUGUGCAGCUCAAGUCAAUGGAAAUGUCGAUGGAGAAAGCAUUGAAUGGACAAGUUGUUCCAGAGGUUUCCAUUGAGGGCUAGAGCCGCGGAACACACUCCUUCAAAUGUUUUUUCUUUGGCCUUUAACAGAAGCAUCAGGAAAUCGGAGGAAGAUCCGAACUUUGAAGUGCCUUUCCUGUCAAGCCACCGAAACAAGAUGUCACCAUGUACAAACGGCUGACUGUUGUUUGUCAUCAGGAGUUUACAAUUUUCUUCUUUUUUUUUUAAAUGUCUAUCUCCUCAUAUGCAGUGAAUCUGCAUGAGCAGUAGAAUCAUUCAUAGUUCAGAAAUGGAGAAACAAAGAUUAAUGUUUUCUUUUGUUUUUUCUUCACAUUUAUAAAGUCACAGAUUUUGCCCAACAUUUACCUGGAGUCAGUGCCACAUUUUACCCUCACCUCCGUUUGCAGCUCUCGAAGUGCUAGAUUUUUUUGGCCUCUGGGAAACUUUUGAUACAAAGCCAGAAGUGAUGCUUUAACUUGUUGUCCUUUUUUUUUUUAAAAUUUGUUUUGUAUUGACCAGAUGAUGAGCCACAGUUUUGUUUUCAAAGACCGCUCUGGAGGGGAAAAGUGAUUUGGAGCUUUUUGAUGGUCUGAUUUUUAUCAACUUUGAAAUAAAGCUGUAAUUUAUCAGAA